GCGCGGGCGGGCGCUUUCCGUGGGAACAGGCUUCUACAGGAUUUAGCCGUCGGCACACACGCACACAAGCAGGGUUAAAGCCAGCGUUUAGACGCCUUUUAUUCUAAAAGGAUUGCAAUUCAGCCGCUAGAAAUGCGGAAAGCGUCCGCCGAAAGGUUCUUCCAAGGCACUGUGUUUGCCUUUUAUGGUUGAUGGACAACAGGUAGGCUACGUGCCACCAGCUGUAGCCAAGUGUCUCCAUCAGUACCCAACUGUUUUCUCAGUGUCUCAGGGAGAUGCAACACCUCCACAGCUGGAGCUUAACAAACAACUGACGUCUCAUGGCCAAAGAACAGCUGCUGUACAAAGGGUGCUCAAGGAACUGAAAGCACAGCAAGCUUUUCCUUGUUUAAAAGGAUGGAGGAAUGAGAUGUACAAUGUAAUGCCCUAUUUUUGUGACACACCUUUCUUCAGCAUGGAGCGUGCCGCAACACCACUACUAGGAGUAAAGCGUUAUGGUGCCCAUCUGAAUGGGUAUACUUGGCAAAAUGGUGAAAUGCACAUGUGGCUGGCUCGUAGGGCCCUGAACAAACCCACAUAUCCUGGCUUAUUGGAUAAUUUGGCUGCAGGUGGCAUUUCAUCAGAGCUGGGUAUCAGAGAGACACUAAUAAAAGAAUGCCAAGAAGAGGCUUGCAUUCCUGCUUCACUUGCUACACUAUCCAAAGCUGUUGGAACUAUCAGCUACACAUAUGAAGGAUCAGAUGGGGGUAUCUAUCCCGAAUGCCAGUUUGUAUUUGACCUGGAGCUGCCUGAAGAAUUUAUGCCCCAAGUGGGAGAUGGAGAAGUGCAGGAAUUCUACCUUUGGUCACUUGAUAAGGUGAGAGAGGCCAUUGGAUCUUCAGAUUUCAAGCCCAACUGUGCAAUGGUAGCACUGGAUUUCCUAAUCAGACAUAGUUACAUUCAACCUGAUCAAGGUAGGUGUUCCUCAAGGUCAGCAAUGUAUGGUAAAAGUCAACAAAUAUGGGCUAGGGGAAGAGAGAAAGGGGCAGAUGACAAGGGUGGGGUUCCUUGUCGAUACACAUUUAAAGGACAGUGAGUACCAGCAUACAGUUUUCCUCU
Python bivittatus (Burmese python) is the source of this 1098-nucleotide messenger RNA. RefSeq lists its product as uncharacterized. NCBI's taxonomy places the organism in Eukaryota, Metazoa, Chordata, Lepidosauria, Squamata, Pythonidae. The record is from RefSeq and is a predicted model, not a curated record. Gene Ontology annotation, molecular function: 8-oxo-dGDP phosphatase activity.